This is a messenger RNA of Penicillium angulare, 1017 nucleotides long. RefSeq lists its product as uncharacterized. Gene Ontology annotation, molecular function: transcription coregulator activity. The coding region runs from base 1 to 1017 and encodes 338 amino acids. Gene Ontology annotation, cellular component: mediator complex. The transcript is spliced from 2 exons. The record is from RefSeq and is a predicted model, not a curated record. NCBI's taxonomy places the organism in Eukaryota, Fungi, Ascomycota, Eurotiomycetes, Eurotiales, Aspergillaceae. Gene Ontology annotation, biological process: regulation of transcription by RNA polymerase II.
AUGCCAAUCACCGGCGUAUAUUUUAUUCCCUCGCUGCCAAAUGCCUCGACAGCCCGUGGAAUUAUCAGUGAGCGCCUACGCUCUGUCUACCCGGAUGAAGAUCUCCUCCCCCUAGGCCAAUGGAGCCUAGAACAAAAAUUGAUGCGAGACACCCCAAGUCUCCUUCCAGGAUAUAAAGGAACACCACAUUAUAUGCAUUUCCUGUCCAUAGCCACACAUUACCCCAAGCAUGGCUUCAUAUAUACAGCCGGUCCACCAAAAGCCCCCAACCCCCAACUUUCUCUAUCUACAUCGACAGGAAACGGUGCAACUCCGGGACAAAGCCCGAAUCCCCAAGCUACAAACAUCAAUUCACCCCAAGCACCUGGGCCGUCAAUGCCAACUCCACCACAGCUACAGUCGAAUACCGAUAGCAAAAGUUUUGCUGCAGGAUCGGAAGUCAUGACUAUUGUCCCCAGUUCUUCUUUUGGCAUGCUUUUUAGCCAUUUUGUCUACGCUUGCCAACCCUUUUGGGCUCAUCGAAUGACUGUUUCCGUAUCUAAUGGUGUUGUCUUUGAUGUGGGUGAUUUCCGGGUUAGGCUGGGUGAUGUGCGUCAGGUGUGGCCUACUGCGCGGGCUCGCGGAACAGUUGUUGAAAUCGAGUGGCGCGGCCCUACGCUUGUUGAUACGGUUGCUUCGUCUUUGGGUCGGGGUGGUGAAGACAAUGCAAAUGCAGAUGGGGAUGCUGAUUUGGGGAUCGAUGUCGAUUUCUCUGCUGUUGACGAGGCAGAUCUUGAUGCUGAGUUUAUAGCCACUGCGACCCUGAUUCGGGAGUUCUGGGGAAGAUUGGGUAUCGAGGGGGCUAGGGAGGCUAUUCUUGUUCCUGGAUAUGGGAAGGAGAUCAAGGGUUGCUUGAGAAGGUUACGGGCUAGGGAGAAGCGGGGUGGAGAAGAAACUGUGGCGGAGAAUGAGGCAGAUAUCUAUGCUGGAGCCGAUCUUGCAAAGCAGUAUAUGGAGGUUUUGCGGUUUAAUCGGUGA